Molecule: messenger RNA, 454 nt
Organism: Staurois parvus
Lineage: Eukaryota; Metazoa; Chordata; Amphibia; Anura; Ranidae
Source: the annotation of a GenBank genome assembly
AGCCUGUCCCAUGUGGGGUGCAGCAAAAAAUGUCAGAGGGGGAGAGGACAGGGGCCACUGCUGGGGGGGCAGAGGACAGGGGUCACUGAUGGCGGGGCAGAGGACAGGGGUCACUGUUGGCGGGGCAGAGGACAGGGGUCACUGCUGGCGGGGCAGAGGACAGGGGUCACUGUUGGCGGGGCAGAGGACUGGGGUCACUGAUGGCGGGGCAGAGGACAGGGGUCACUGAUGGCGGGGCAGAGGACAGGGGUCACUGAUGGCGGGGCAGAGGACAGGGGUCACUGAUGGCGGGGCAGAGGACAGGGGUCACUGAUGGCGGGGCAGAGGACAGGGGUCACUGCUGGCGGGGUAGAGGACAGGGGUCACUGUUGGCGGGGCAGAGGACAGGGGUCACUGAUGGCGGGGCAGAGGACAGGGGUCACUGCUGGCAGGGCAGAGGACAGGGGUCACUGAU